CAUCGAGGGUAGGAGGACAUGAAAGAGUUGGUUCGACAGUUAUGUUUGGAUUUUUAACCACAUUUCUCUGUAACCGGUUUCUUCAACUAGCUGGGAAUCGAUGACUUAAGGGCAGUCCACGUGUAGACUCAAUGGGCACUAAAGCGUCAAUGCAAGUACAAGUACGUACGGUGCUUUCAAACUAUCUACGGUCAUUGAAAACUGUACUUUCAGUCUCUGGUGAUUUGAAUUGACAUGGAGUGUGUUGGGGUUUAAGUGGGCAUAGAAUUGCAAUUUUAAUCUUGACAAUAUAAAAACAGUUUCUCUAAGCUUCUAUAGAGGUGUUAGCUUACGUUGGACACCGUCUAGUUUUCUAAAUUGUUAUCCAGAUGUUGUCAAGCUGUUGCUUUGAAGUUUACUUCCUUGGAACUAAGGCCGUUGGCCAGGUUGAUGACGUCCGUAGCUUCCUGAAGCGCCAGGCCGAUACCCACGCACCUCUUCAGCGCGAUGGGAUUUUCUCCAUCUUGUCACUGUGAAUGCGUCACUUUUCAUCAGAUGCCUGUCUUGUUCUUAACGAUGCUCAUGAGACGACCGUACCUCGCAUUUUCACGUCUAACGCCCCUAAAUUUCCGUUGCCCCGGCAACACUCAGACGGCCGUUGUGAUUGGUCAGAUGACAGUGAUUUAUCUGUCCACAACCUAGAGCGCCACAAAAGCCUGCUGUGAUUGGCUGGAUGGUUUUGCCUUUGCUCGUACACCCUAAACAGCAUAUGAAUAUGCUUUCCCCGGCGUCCUGUGUACAGCUUGGCUCCUCGUAUCGUUUGGUUUGACUCAGCAGUGUCAUCUUCAACAGCCAGCAGCAGGCCUGGGCCAACUGGAUCUCCUUCUUCUAAACGUUUAGAUGCGAACAUCAGGACCGGGAAGAGGACCCAUUACCAGACGCUCUCUAUCUGACGUGGCGCUAGACGGACGGCCAGGAGGGUGAUUUCUACAGGACUGCUUCAAGAUGGAGUCGAACGACUCAUCAAACAGUUCUAUAGACGACGUCGACUUCAGUGGCACGUUGCCGCCGCUGUCGUUCGAAGAUUACCAGGACAUCUUACGGCAGUACAUGGAGAAGGUCGGCAUCCACAAGUUCGGCCCCAGCUCCCCCGGUGCCGGGCAGUACCUCUGGGCGACCAUCUUCCUCGGCAUCGUCUACAGCAUCAUGAUUGUGGUGUGUGGGGCCGGCAACCUCCUCUACAUGAUCGUAGUGCUGAGGUACAAGGAGAUGCGGACCAUCACGAACGCUCUGGUGGCCAACCUGGUCCUGUCUGACUUCCUCGUGGCGGUGUUCUGCGUGCCGUUCAUCCUAGACUACCACAUCGUCAGGCCCGAGAGGAUCUGGUCGUACGACGACACGACCUGCUGCUUCGUCAACUAUCUCCGGAUCACCUCGCUCUACGUGUCCACCAACUCACUCCUGGUCAUCGCCAUUGACAGAUACCUGGUGAUCAUGAUGCCACACGUGCCGCGGAUGACGGGCGGGAUGGCAGGCGGGACCAUGGCGCUGGUGUGGACCGUGUCUAUGCUGCUAGCCGUGCCCGCUGCCAUGUACUCCAAAGCUCUGCCAUACGCCGACAAUCGGGGAACCUUCUGCGGACAACUCUGGCCAAUACAACUGGAAUCCGCGUACAAAGCCUACUACCUGACCCUCCUGGUGAUUGAGUUCGCCCUGCCGGUGGUCAUCAUGUGCUUCUGCUACAUCCGAAUCGCGCUCCGAAUCUGGUUCCGUAUCGUGCCGGGCCAACAGACACGUGACCAGCAGGCCGCCAUGUUGAGAUCCAAGAAGCGGAAUGUCCGGCUGCUCAUCGUGAUCUUGGUCCUCUUUGUCCUGUGUUGGGGACCAAAUUACGGCUACUCCGUGGUGCGUGACUUCUACCCGCACCUCCUGGCUACAUCAGGGAUCAACAUCACCCUACACUACGUGGUGGAGGCUUUGGCCAUGUCCAACGGCUCAAUCAACACUAUUGUGUACGUGGCCCUGAACGCCAACGCACGUAAGUACAUCAAGAAACUGGCCAAGGAAUGCCGGCUGAAGUGGACCCAGUGGCGACACAGACGCGUGCAGGCCUCGUCUACCAGAGGGGUUUCCCGGCAAACCGAUGAGCAGAGACUGGGGGAGGGAGACGGGCGGACACUGCACGUCUUCUCUGUCUCCCAAUCCUCACGGUCCUUCCACGCCAGACAAGCCUUCACUGUGUAAAACUUUCCCGGCCAUAUGGUAAAGAGAUUCGUGUUUAAAGAUAAAUCUAAUAGAUCCAACACAA
Messenger RNA from Branchiostoma belcheri (Belcher's lancelet), 2287 nucleotides. Its product is annotated as prokineticin receptor 2-like. The coding region runs from base 985 to 2223 and encodes 412 amino acids. Gene Ontology annotation, biological process: neuropeptide signaling pathway. Gene Ontology annotation, molecular function: neuropeptide Y receptor activity. The record is from RefSeq and is a predicted model, not a curated record. The transcript has 7 exons. Gene Ontology annotation, cellular component: membrane. Lineage: Eukaryota; Metazoa; Chordata; Leptocardii; Amphioxiformes; Branchiostomatidae.